CAUCAUCAUGACAACAGAGAAGAGUCUAGCGGCAGACGCCGACAGCUCGGAGCAGCAGCAAACCAAGGAGGAGGAAGGAGCUGCUGAAACACAAAAACAGGAGGCUUCCCUAGAGGAAGGGACUCAGGAGACAUCAGAGGGACAGCCUGCAGCAGGGCAGAAACAGAAGGCCUCCAACGGUGAUACGCCCACGCACGAGGAGCAGACCAAGAAGGAACGCCGCACCUCCGAGGGCCGGGGUCUUUCCCGCCUCUUCUCAUCCUUUCUCAGGAGGCCCAAGUCUCAGGUGUCUGAAGAGGACAAAGACACUGAUACUCCUAAAGAUGCAGGAGGUAACCAGAAAGAUCUGGGUUUAGGAGCCAGCCGUGAUGAAGACAUCUUGGUGAAAGCUCCAAUUGCGGCUCCUGAGCCUGAGCUCAAAACUGAUCCAUCAUUAGAUCUCCAUUCCUUAAGCAGUGCGGAAACACAGCCUGCACAGGAGGAGAGAAGGGACGACCAGGAGCCGGAGAGCAAAGACCUUGGGAGCAAGGAAGGAGGGGAAGCGAAGGAAGAGUGUACCAAGCCAGAGCUGAAACAAGAGAUUCCGGAGACCAAAGCAGAGAAGGAUUUGAAAGCUGCCCAGAAAGCAGUAAAAAGACACAGAAACAUGUACUGCAAAGUUGUCUUGCUGGAUGACACCAUCUUUGAGUGUUCCAUGGAUAAACACACCAAGGGGCAGGAUCUACUUAAAAAAGUCUGUGACCACCUCAAUCUCCUGGAAGAAGACUACUUUGGUUUGGCCAUAUGGGACACGCCAACCUCCAGGACGUGGCUGGAUCCUGCCAAAGAAAUAAAAAAACAGGUUCAUGGAGGCCCCUGGGAUUUUACCUUCAAUGUCAAGUUUUAUCCACCGGAUCCUGCGCAGCUGACAGAGGACAUAACCAGGUAUUACUUGUGUCUUCAGCUCAGACAAGACAUCAUCUCAGGGCGGCUGCCCUGCUCCUUUGCGACUUUGGCUCUGCUGGGUUCGUACACAGUCCAGUCCGAGCUAGGUGACUAUGAUCCUGACCUUCAUAGCCCGGAUUACAUCAGUGAAUUUAAGUUGGCCCCAAACCAGACAAAAGAGCUGGAAGAGAAGGUUGUGGAGCUUCAUAAAACAUACAGAUCCAUGACUCCAGCCCAAGCAGACUUGGAAUUCCUUGAGAAUGCAAAAAAGCUGUCUAUGUAUGGAGUCGACCUUCACCAAGCCAAGGACUUGGAAGGGGUGGACAUCACUCUGGGAGUCUGUUCCAGUGGCCUUCUUGUUUACAAAGAUAAAUUGAGAAUCAACCGCUUCCCUUGGCCCAAAGUCCUGAAGAUUUCCUACAGACGCAGCAGCUUCUUUAUUAAGAUUCGGCCAGGAGAGCAAGAACAGUAUGAAAGUACAAUUGGGUUCAAGCUACCAAGUUACCGGGCAGCAAAGAAGCUGUGGAAAGUGUGUGUUGAACAUCACACGUUUUUCAGGCUGACUUCCACCGAGGCCAUCCCAAAGAGCAGGUUCCUGGCGCUGGGCUCCAAGUUCCGCUACAGCGGCCGGACGCAGGCGCAGACAAGGCAGGCGAGUGCCUUGAUCGACCGGCCUGCUCCACAGUUUGAGCGGACAGCAAGCAAGCGAGCCUCUAGGAGCCUCGACGGAGCAGUGGCCGUGAUAACCCCUGAGAGGAGCCCCCGUCCCACCUCUGCCCCAGCCAUCACCCAGAGCCACGCUGCAGAACCCAUCCUGGCAAAGCCUGGCACAAAGGAUGUGGUCACUGCCUCUAAAGUAGAAAAGGAAGCAGCGAAACCUGAUGUGAGACACGAGGAAAUCCCACCAGAGAAAGCCAAGCCAGAGCCAGCCGAUGUGUCAAAGGUGAGGAAAACCCACAUUGAGGUCACUGUGCCCACCACGAAUGGUGACCAGCCCCAGCAGCCUGCAGAAAAAGAGGAAGAGCUGAUAAGAAUGAGGAAGAAAAGAUCAAAGAGGCUAGAUGGUGAAAACAUUUAUAUCAGGCAUAGCAAUUUAAUGUUGGAGGAUCUAGAUAAGACCCAAGAAGAAAUAAAGAAGCAUCACGCCAACAUCAGUGAGUUGAAGAAGAACUUUAUGGAGUCCGUCCCAGAGCCUCGGCCGAGUGAAUGGGACAAACGUUUGUCCACUCAUUCCCCAUUCCGAACUCUCAAUGUCAACGGGCAAAUUCCUACAGGAGUGGAUGGAGUCAAGAAAGUCACUGUCCUAUCUUCUGAGAGACAGGUUGGUGGGCUCGAGACACGGGAACGUCCUCUGUUAGUACAGGAUGAAGACAAACUAAAAAAGCAGGAGAUACCUACUGAGACAGCCUUUCCCGAGCAAGCAAGUGAAGAAACUCUUCCAAAGGUUUCUAUUUCUAUUCCUGAAGAGCAGAAAUCACUCAGAAAGUGUCAGCUGUACUCUAGCAUUUUUCCUUCUCCACGUGUUCCCUUUAUGAUGUCCUUUCUCCUGGUUGUAGCACUGACUGUUUGGUGGCUGCUCUUUCUCUGAGUGGCAACAGGGUCACGUUGAAACCUCAAGACCAAAGCUCCUGAAUUUCUUGGCUGUAGCCUCUGCUGCAUCUUCCUUGUCCUGGUCUUUGAUCUUCGUAGUUUGCUGUCCCAGAGAGGGACACCCUGCGACCGUCACAUUAAUCCCGCUGUAUGUCAUUUUGUGGCUUUGAUCCAGGGCUUGGCAGGAGUGGUCAUGGAUUGCCAGGUCCACUCUGAAGUUUCCUAACGUGCAGAGACAAAAUCUCUGAUCCAUGCUUCUGAUUGCUGUCAGAGGGCAGACGGAGAGUGUGAAUAUAUUGGAGGAGGCAUUUCCUUCCCCAGCCUCUCUAGACGUCAUGUGGGAGUUGCUGGAGGCUUGCUCUUAAGCUUGUUGUUUUAAAUGCAAGAUGUUCGCAAGCUGAAGAACAUUUGAUACCGAUCCCAAGAGGCUUUACAGCAAUCUGUUAAAUCUAAUCCAUAACCACUCCUUUUCUAGGAAACUGAGACUGGUGUUUAAAUAAAAAGUGUUGAUUAUCAAUGCUGCCAUUAGUGUUAAUGUAGAGACAGGGAUGGGCAACUCUUCAUUUUCCCGGUGGGAGAAGCCUUUUGCAAAGCACUGCAGCUUCCCUUUCCCACUCCUGUUCUCCCUUCCAAGAACAUACGGCGUGUUAUAGGAGAAAACACGUUGCAAGGAAUACCUAUUGUAAACAUAGAUUUAUAAUUUUUCUGAAUCUGGUGGUCUUGGUGCACUUCAGAUGUGGUUUUGUUUAAUUUUGUGUUGAACUAACUGAUGCAUGACUGCUUAGGUCGCAGGAACAGCAUAACCUGCUGUUAGGUACCGCUCCUCUCUUCGCAUGUUGACUAUCACAUCAGGACACACUUCUAAUGUUAAAGCCAUCGAUUGUUUUGACUUCUCUAACAAAACCUUUGCAUGCCGCUUGUUGUUUAUUGCCUACAAAUGUAAAAGUCUGGGUGAUACUUGUUUCUCCAAGUUAUUCUGGUGGAGGCUCCAAGAUGAGUUGUGCAGCUGGGCUGAGCAGAACUGGCUUGCGAGCUGGAGGGAAGAGGAGACUAUGUGUCUAAGGGGUUUCUUUUCUGUACAUAGCAAUUAUGGGACUGAGCUGAGCCAACCACUUCUUCUUUCCGCAGUAAUCUGCUUUCUGUUGCUUUCUCUGGAGGGUCAGUAGAGACACAGUUACUUGUCAGAACAGCCACCAAUGCCACCAGUGGCAGCUGCUCCAAUAGCACGGAAGAGGAAGGAGCAGACCUUUAUUACAGGGGUUACAAUUUGUGAAUAUAUAUAUAUACACACUCGUAUUUAUCUGUAUCUGUGUGAACAGUGUUGUUUAGGAAGCUAGAAGAUAAGCUUGCAGGAAAAAGACAAGUAACGGCAUGUGCUGUCUGAUCUUAAGGGCCGUGGUGCGUCACGGACCACUUGAGCUGCCUCUCUCUUGCUCUCAGUGUACAGGUUGAGGCCUUCUAAAUGAUGCCUCGGAAGCUUAGGUUGCCAGUGAAACCCUUUGUUUUAAUCUUGCAGGAAUCUUUCUGAUUACUCUUGCUCUGAUUAGUUCACCAGUUUGUGCCUUCAGGACCUUGUUUUGUGAGAAUGCUGGUUUUUCAUUGGAAAGUUUUCUUCCCUCUUUAAUACACUGCCUUUAAUACACAGUCUUCCUCUUUCAGUGGUUGCAAGUGUAGAAGUCACCAGGUUGGUGUCCAGGUGUGUGCUGUAGGGUGAAGGAGAGCUGAGCUUGGCACAGGCAGUGGAGGGACGGUGCUGCUCCAUGGGCUGUGUUCCUGCAGUGCUCAGAGGACACCUUAGGAUGCACAUGAACUCUGCUGAGCUCAGCAUGAGGUGUAGGAAGACCAUCUCGAGAAGGUGAGCUGCAGAGGAGGGGAAGGAUGCUGGUGUGCCAUGUGCUGUGCAGAAGAUGCAGAAUUCCCUGCCUGAAUCUCCUUCCUGAAAUUGGAACAGAUACAAUGAAAACCAGGGACUGUUCGUUCUGCCAGCCUGGCGUGGAGAAGAAAGGGACAGGAGCUGUUCAAUCUGUUGUCCAUUUUCUUCCCAUGCUUCCUGGAGGAGAGCAGCUUGAACACACACCUGAUUCCUUGCAAAAGCCAUCGUUUGAGUUAGCUGCUGGGAUGCUGUGUUGAGCGCUGUUGAAGUUGUUGCCUGCUGUCUUUCCAAACUGAUGACAAGUACUUUGAAGCCAUACCAGUGGCUUUUGCAAAGCCAUGGUUUCUCUAGCUCUGUCUACCAUUUCCGAAGGACCUGAAGUCUAAAAAGCUUUGCCCAGAGCAGUGUUUGGACACAGUGCUCAGGAUAUCUUGUCCCAGAGUGAUGGGACAUGCACUCUGUUGGUCACUUCAAAUCACUUCUUGAACUUCUUCAUUAAGGUUGUCUCUCUCUCACUCUUUCUUUUUUUAGUCUUGAGGUAAAGCUGGUUAUCAUCAGCAAAAUGCUUUUAAAGUUUACAUUCUGAGAAUGCUCAGGAACAUUUUUUGGAUUUAUGUAACAAUUAUCACUGCAGAGGAUAAAGAAAUGGAACAAAUGAUUUAUAUUUCUGUGGUGGUUCAGAAGCCAGUUGUCUACUUUCAUCCAAGUGGACAUGAUCUCUUCUGACAGAGAAAGCCCAUAGCAUAUCGGGAACAGAAACUCCAUUCGUUCAACACCGCAGUGAUGUGCCUGCUGUGCUCCAGCCCCUUGCCGGUUGUUCUUCCACUUUUUUUCCAUUUGCUUGCUAGGCAAAGGGAAUUAUGGACGUGCCCUGCGGCAAUCGCGUAAGGUCUCGUUCCUGCACAUUCUCUCUCUCGUUCCUGCACGUUCUGUGUACUGUACAUGUCAGUGUCAUGCUGGUUGAUUCCUGGUUUCACCCUUUUCCCUUGAUGUCCAUGCAGGAUGUGAUGCUGAAAGAAGGGAUUUUGAGAUGUGUGCUGCCAUACUCAUGCUUAGGGAGAGUUGAUUUGCUUUAGCUUUGUUUAAGGGCAGAGAUCUCAGGGUUUCUGUAAAGGACCUGGCGUGUGUACUGUGCUCCCAUUUCCCUCAGGAACACCGAACACUCACAGAAUCACAGAAUCACAAGGUUGGAAAGGACCCAUUGGAUCAUCGAGUCCAACCAUUCCUAACACUCCCUAAACCAUGUCCCUCAGCACUUCAUCCACCCGUUCCUUAAACACCUCCAGGGAAGGCGACUCGACCACCUCCCUGGGCAGCCUCUGCCAGUGCCCAAUGACCCUUUCUGUGAAGAAUUUUUUUCCGAUAUCCAACCUGAACCUCCCCUGAUGGAGCUUCAGGCCAUUCCCUCUUGUCCUGUCCCCUGUCACUUGGGAGAAGAGGCCAGCUCCCUCCUCUCCACAACCUCCUUUCAGGUAGUUGUAGAGAGUAAUAAGAUCUCCCCUCAUCCUCCUCUUCUCCAGGCUAAACAACCCCAGCUCUCUCAGCUGCUCCUCGUAAGACUUGUUCUCCAGCCCCCUCACCAGCUUUGUUGCUCUUCUCUGGACACGCUCCAGAGCCUCAACAUCCUUCUUGUGGUGAGGGGUCCAGAACUGAACACAGUAUUCGAGGUGCGGUCUCACCAGCGCCGAGUACAGAGGGAGAAUAACCUCCCUGGCCCUGCUGGUGACCCCAUUUCUGAUACAAGCCAAGAUGGCAUUGGCCUUCUUGGCCACCUGGGCACACUGCUGGCUCAUGUUCAGUCGGCUGUCAACCAGCACCCCCAGGUCCUUCUCUUCCGUGCAGCUCUCCAGCUAUUCUUCCUCCAGUCUGUAGCGCUGCAAAGCCUGGCAGCCCCUGGCCACCUGCCCCAACAUCAUCACUGACCCCAGUGGGAUUAAAGUACCUGGUUCCCGUGUGGCUGGUACCGUGCCAGGCUGUGAGUGUUGGAGCUGAUAUCCCUUCCAGAGGGAAGUUGGGAAUGUCUGCAGCUCUUAACCUCAUCCAGGCCGGUAUGAGAAAUCCUGAUUUCUCGAUGUGACUUGCUACAGAAAAUGACAUUUCAGUGAUUUUGCAUGCUGUUGGUGCGGCUACAAGAAGGCUGCCAGCAGUGUUGAUGUUGUUGAGACUUCCCGAGUGUUGCUUAGUUUGGCUGCUCCUGUACAGCGAGACUCCCUGGUGCUUGUCUGUAGGAUCCAGUAAGUGGCUACUGAGGCUUCAGCAUUUUUCAUCACAAAGCUGGUAGUUGGCUCUGCGCUCACUUUCUGAAUCUUCUUACCCUGAUAGCAGUUCUCCUGAACGUAAAAUAAAAUGCAGAACAAUUUCUUGUGCUUUCAUGCUUUAAGAGAAGGUGGGCAUUAGUGUUUUGAAACAGCAGAGCUUGAAACUGAGAUUCAGCUCUGAGGCUGCAUUAGGUAUUGGGCUCUCUAUGUGACAUUCAUUGGUAACAUUCAAGGUGUAUGCUACUGUAAAACGAUAUCCCUUUUUUCUUUUCUGUUAUUAAGAGUGAACAGGUAAUAAAGGGUAUUGCCUGCACCUCCUGCCACAUGCCACUUUGCCUGGUCAAUGGAAGAUGAACUGAGGACUCUGUAGGCAGAGCAGGAAGCCCAGACCAGCUCUCUUUCCUUGCAGUUUGUGCGAUAACUAGUGAUGACCCUGGAAAAGCAGAGAUUCAGCAUUUACCUCCUGUCCUGAAGUAAUGAGGACAAGUGGAUUUCCUUAGCAUGGCACCAGUGGACUAGCUUGUGCUUGCAGGAGUGAGGUCAGGCUGGCCGUGCUGUGUCUGUACUGCAGGGUCCUUGGAAAAGUCAUGGGUAGAGUGUCUUUUCCUUCAUGUAAGGGUCAGUAAUUUGUCACUCUGAGAAUUAUUCCACUGGUUUACUGGGUUUUCUUUUUCUUGGUCACGAGUUGGAGUUGCCUAUUGUGACCUACAGACUGAGGUAGGAUGCUUUCUGGAAAAAAUUAUUGAAAAAAAGGUUAUGGAUUCAUUUAGAAACUCUUUAGUCUGUACUUUGGAGUGGGUGACAUGGGAGAACCUGGCAGGGGUGGUUUCUCCUGUGUCCCUGUUUCAUCAGUCUUGCUUUGUGAAGCUGGAGGGAAGGACUAACCUCGGGUUGUGCCGCUUUGGGAUCUCCCAGCAGAGGUACACGGUCCUGUGGAAUCAGUUUGUGGGGACUAAAAACACUUUCUUUUUUACCUAAAAUGCUCUCUUUUGGAACACUUUUUUGGUUUUGUAUUUUUUCUCAGAUUUUUCUUUGUAAAUAUGUACAGUCAUUAAUAAAUGUUAUUGCAAAUCAGAUUCUCCUUUCCAUUGCUUAUUAACAACAAAGGUAUAUAUGACCUGUGUUAAUGCCUUCCUCGGGCCAGUCCUCAGUAUUGCCCUCUCAAACCAGGAGCCAUCAGCCUUCAGGGCAUUCCUGCUGGAAGUCAGGCGGUUGGGUUUGCUGAGUUUCCUGUUGUAAGCAAUGCACACUCUCAAACUGGUCAGUGUAUUUUCAUUGAGGAUUAAAUCUGGCUUGGUUUAAGAAAGACUUUGUUUGCAGAGAGGUGAGAAGGUUUUGCCCUUUACCAAACCCUUAACACUAAAAUGUUCUUGCUCUUUGCUCCUGAGACUGAAUGGUGAGGAAAAUCCUUUGCAGAAAGCUGUCCUAGGGGUGGAAGUGUCACAGGUCCUGUGCAAUGAAGCUGUGAGAGCCUCUCUCCAGCACAUGGUAUUAAUUUGAAGACAAAAAUGAUCCUUUGUGUCUUUGUAAGUGAAGAAACCACAUUCCUAAUUAACUACCGCCUUUCUACGUGGGAAUACAGUGCAAGCCUCUGGUUGGGUUUUAGCUGGUGGAGGCUGCCUGAGGUUGUGUCUAGAUCUGGAUCAAGAGUCAGUCUUAAUUUUAACUCCUAAAUUUUCUUCUGUGAGUUUAUUUACUUCUGAAUAAACUGUUUGGCUCAUUCUAUGCAGUUACAAGCAGUCAUAGGAAAGCAGAUCUGGCUGCAAUGGAGCAGCACAAGGCUGGUGCUGCUGCUGUCCUGGCUAACCCAACAUCAGAGUGGAGCCGUAACUCAAUUAUCACAUGCAGCAAGUGAAAUGCAGCAGCACAACAGCGAUGUCAAUUAUAAACCCUGCUGGUAUCCCCACCCUUUUCAGUUGUUGAUGCUAAGCUAAAUCGGAGGCAGCAUUUGCAAUAGCACUAGCAGCUUUGUUGCUGCAGAGGGGAUUUGGAAUAAGAAGUGUGCAGCUUUGUACACCCAUCCAAGGGUAUGGGCCCUAAAAGGGGUGGGAAGGGGAUCAGGGUGGAUGGGAGGAGGAAAUGCUGCUGGAAUCAUGUUGCUCAGCAGCUGUAUUUUAAUAACUUAAGUGUUGAUCUUGAAGUUGUUUCAUGUUACAAUGUAGUUGAUGCAGUGGAUUGGAACUGGCUGGUGGGUAUCAUGGAAUCUCUUGGGUUUCUUGUUCAGUCUUUUAAGCUUGUAGCAGGCUGUGUAUUUUCUAGCCUGACUUUGGUGAAAUUCUCUUUUAUACUUCUGUUGUCUAACUAAGCUGGCUGGGAUGGUGUGAUCAGCUCAAUGGCAAUUAAAAAAUCCACCCCAAAAUACAGAGCCAUAGGUAAUGGCCACCAGUUGCAAAUGUUGGGGUUUGUUGAACGAUUUCUGAACUUUUUCACUUCUAUCUUUGAGGCAAAGCCAUUCCAUAAGGCGUGGCAGGUAUUGUAAGAUAAAGAUCUCUUGUUUUCUACUUUAUAAUACUGUUUACCCAAGUGCUUUGACAGUGGUGAGAUUGAACGUCAUUUGAUCUGGGAGCUGUCACUGGUGAGUGGUUUGCUGCGAAAGCAACGUCAUCUACUUGUCCACCCAUAGACAGUCACACUGAGCCUGUUUGCUGAUGUGGAUGCUUGUGUGGGGAUAACCUAAUAACAUGCGCCGACAGGAAGGACUGCAGUGUUGUGCUGAAGGAGAAGGGAACUGGGAACUCGUAGCCAGCUAGAAUUCGUAGCAUUCAAUAGGUGAUUGUAAAGAGUUAGCGUGCGUGGUAAUUCUAAGUUUUUAUUAAGUGUCUUUGGUAAUUGGCAUGUUGACAUCAUUUUAGCACUCCUUCAGUUUCCUGUGGGAUAGUAUUCUGCUUUUGGAUGAGGAUAAUUGAAUAUUUCUGUGUGCUUGCUUGUGCUGCAGAGAAUGGUCAUCCACUCUGGCAACACAAGGCGGCUGGUUCGUAGAAAUACAUCCUGGUCCAAAAGUAGUGGGUGCUUGAAAACAUACAGGCAAAUAUAUACAAAAACACUUCCUAAGAAAAAUAAAUCCUUUUGGUCACUGAUAUCAGCCACGCAGUUAAGCUUGUUAUUAAUUUAUCCCCAGUCUGAAUUAUUGUGUGUCACUUAUUACACUGUGGCGCUUAAAAUAAUCUGCAUUCUCAGCAUUUGUCAACAUCAGGUGCACAAAGAUUGGUAUUUAGCUGAUUCAGUUUGUUUCUUCUGGAGCACUGCAUCCUGUCCUGCAUUUUCUUUGCACUGCGUAUGGCUUGUGCAAAUAGUCUGCUUCGUGUUCGAUCGAGGCAUCCCUGGUUCAUUUUGGGGGUCUCUGGAACCGAGUAGCUUGCAGCCCAGACACUCCAGGGUUUUGUGGUUCUCAAGGAGCGCUUGGAACUCUGCAAAUCUGAGCCCUAAAAAGAGGAAUGCUUUUGCAUUUGCAAAUUAAAAUAAAUCUUGAUAAGAUCAGAAUUUGUAACUGAUGUUCAAAUUCCUGAGGGAGUUCUGUUGGUUGGGGUUUUUUAUAUAAACAUAGUCUUUUCCAGCAGCCUAUGUACAAAUUACAUUUUUAAAUAUAGGAGCAAAUAUAGUUGUGCAUUUUUAAAAAGAAAUGUUUGUAAAUAGAUAAUUUUAUUUAGAAACAAAUACCUUUCAAUUAGUCUGACUUCUUCCCAGUGGAACAGGAAGGUGAGAAGAAAAGUGCUUCUGCUCAGUUGAUCUUAUCAGGAUUUCAUUCUGCCUUUAUGGCUUGCAUGUUUAUUGCUGCACUUUGCUGAUGAGACGUAUACAUGCACCACAGGCUUCAGUCAAGCUUUUACCUUCCUUUAUGUCUUUACCGCACAAGAUAAUUAGAAAAUGCAAAUUUUAUUUUUUCUGGAUCUGAAGGGGAGGUGAGAAGUUGAUUAUGACUAUGUACAAGUAUAGAUCUGUGUUUGGGUAGCUGCUUGAUCCACCUUAUUCAAUCUGUGAUUCUGCCUCUUGUCAAGUAGUGACCCAGCUGGUACCUAAGGAAAUCUCACUCCUAAGGAAUUUUCCAUUGAACCCCAGAAGAUGGACUGUGUCUUCUUAAGAUCCUGUGAUUAAUUUGCUAGAUUUAGCAUAUAUAAUGAAGGAAAAAUCAAUGCAUUGGCAGUGGAGACAGUCGCAUUUUGAAGCAAGAUUAAGACAUGGGUAUUCAAAGCUGAUAACCUCCCUUUCUGUUCCAUUUUCUGAAGUAUCACAGUGUAAUAUCUCACAUUAGGCCAAGUGAGGGUGGGAGCUGGAUUUGGCUUGGAAGGAGCCCACAUGGAAAUGGCUUUCAAUCAGAAAUAACACUUCCCUGUGUGUGCAGUCAGACCUGGCUGUCACAGUGUUGAUCACUGUCCCUUUUUUCCCACUAAAUGCAUUUUCACAUCACAUCACCAGGUUGGAAAAGACCUCUGAGAUCAUCAAGUCCAACCAUACCUAUCUGCCACUAAACCAUAUCCUUGUCUACCUAUCUUUUAAAUACCUCUAGGGAUGGUGACUCCACCACCUUCCUAAGCAAUAGCCCAAGAACUAAAAAGAUGCCCAAGAGGCUGUUGAUGCUAACGGACAAGAAUCCUAGAGGUGAUCUGUCUGCAGCAUAAAGAACCUGGGAACUGAGAGAUACCCGCGAGGAAUGGUGGAAGAGUCGUCUCUUGAAGUGAUAAUAAAAUCAGCAUCUAUUUGUUCCUACACAAAGCAGCUCCUAUUCUUAACAAACUGUUGAACUAUGCCAUUAGAUGAGGUUGAUCAAGGUGAAAGCCUCUGUUGUACAGAAAAUGCAUUAUACCAGAACCCACAGGCUUCAGGCCUCACAUUUUAGGCACAAAUUACUGGUUUUUGGUUGCCCAGGAAUCUGUGUAGUAAAAAGUGAGGCAACAGUUUCUGCUCAUCCUAAUGCCACCACCAAAGUUAAAAUUAACAGUUGACAAAAUGGACUUGCCAUGCUUUUAUGAGUAUUUAAUCACUGGUUUGUGUUGAGCAGGUGUGUGGCUGUUUUUAUACGAAGGUACCAGAAACGUUGCAGUUAUUUGAAGUGAAAGUGAGGUUAAUUAUUGAGAAUAAACAACAAUGGCACUGAUUACACAGCAUCUCUCCUUGGGGUUUUUUCCAUCCUUGUUCCCUGAUGCUGGAUGUUGUGACAACCUUGAUGUGUGUAAAAUCAUAGGUGCCUGUAACUGCUUAUUCUGCCCUUCCUUGAAGGCAAAUUUCAAUGUCAAUAAGGAGUGAAGCACAACUUCUAGCACAGGGCGAGACUGUAGCCUUCAUUCACCUGUGGUGACUGGAAUCCUGCUUCUCUGUGCCUAUGAAAAAUUCCUCCCUCAACCAUUUGGGCAAAGAGUUGAUUACUACUAAAGCUUUCUGUCUCAUUAAUGGUUUAACUCUUCUGUUGCUGUUGCUUCCCUCCUGGCUUGAGGGCUCCCAGAGAUGUGAGAAGAGCUAGCUGAGACCUUGCUAACAAGCUGAAUGAAGAGCAGGAUAGCAGCAGCCUUAGUUAAUACCUCUGCUUUGGCACACUCUUCCCAAGCAUCUCAGGUGCUAUAGACGUGCUUGCUUGCUCCCAAAAGGCUGGGUUGCCUCAUUCCGUGUCUGCUCUCCCAUGCACUAUCACAAAUGUCCAUUAUGUUGUACCUUCAGGAGGUUUAGCUGCUGCAAAGGUUUCCACACUGCUUUUGGGAUAAAGCUUGUUCCAAAUAUUUCAACAAUCCCAAAUAAAUGGUCAAAUGGUUGUUUGAGUAGUCAGCUGAACUACACACUCAGUGGCGAUGGGGUCAGCACAUCAACAUCAACAUCUGGCUUUCCAUUUUAAAGCCACAUUUUUUUAUCUCUCAGCUGGCAAGUUUUGUGCUAAGUUGUUUGUCUAGAAGAAAUAGUACAAAUUCUUUCAGAUGACCAGACUGCAUCGUCAGCUCAGGACUCUGUUGGUAACUGUACACCUAAUUUCAAUACUGACUUGUAGGUAUUCUUGCACUGAUUUCCCAGUGCCAUAAUGACAAAUCUCUCGGUUAUCCCAGAGACUGCAACCGUGAAGAGGGUGCUCAGAGGUGGGUGCAUUCCCAAGUGCAAGGAAAAGAGCAAAGCCCAGGCUCUCCUAGACAUAAGGAGGAAUUUCUUCACAAUGAGAGUGGUGAGGCGCUGGCCCAGGUUGCCCAGGGAAGUUGUGGCUGCCCCAUCCCUGGAGGUGUUCAAGCCAGGUUCGAUGGGGCCUUGGGCAGUCUGAUCCAGUGGGAGGUGUCCCUGCCCAUCGCAGGGGUGUUGGAGCUGGAUGGGCUUUAAGGUCCCUUCUGAUCCAAACUAGUCCAUGAUUCUAUGAUUCUCUACGGAUUAUUGUGCAGAGUAAUUCUUUUAACCUACAUUUGCCAAUUAAAACCCAGUGUGAAGUAUUUCAAGGAGUUUAAAGCAGAACUGGGGUCUUGUUUUGGUGUAGUUGGUGAGGUUUGUUGCACACGUGAAUUCUGAAUGUGCACAAGUCCUUGCUUGCUACACAGAAGUUAUUCCUGAUUCCAAACUGGACGAAAAGUCCUUAGUGGUGGCUCUUCCUUUAAUUUAGAUGCAGAGAGUUGUUUCAAUAUUAAUUCCUUAAGCUUUAGGAGAGUGGAUUAUUAAUGUACCAGGAAGGCUGUGAUACAUCACAUAGCGCAAAGGUUUUCAAGCUUCCAAACCCUCUGCUGUUGCAUGCGUUACUAGAGAUGGGACAUAUUAUAAGAAACCAAUGUUUCGUCUUUAUGCUUCAUGACCUCUUGUUCUCCCUAACGCUCUCUUUCUCUCUCUUUUUCUGGCCUGUUUUUGUGUAUUCAUUUCU
This is a messenger RNA of Cuculus canorus (common cuckoo), 13459 nucleotides long. It is a transcript of the gene EPB41, whose product is annotated as erythrocyte membrane protein band 4.1. Bases 8 to 2512 code for a protein of 834 amino acids. Gene Ontology annotation, biological process: cortical actin cytoskeleton organization. Gene Ontology annotation, molecular function: actin binding; structural molecule activity. Gene Ontology annotation, cellular component: cytoskeleton; plasma membrane. The record is from RefSeq and is a predicted model, not a curated record. Lineage: Eukaryota; Metazoa; Chordata; Aves; Cuculiformes; Cuculidae. The transcript has 17 exons.